AAGAAAUCAGCUCUCAGAUUCCAGCAGGCAAAUACAGAGGCCGGCUUGUGCAUUCAAGACAUCUCCUCCGGCCAGUGCACUUAAUUAUUUCACAGCCAAGAGAUAAACUUUAAUAAACAACUGUCACUGCUGCAUAAAUAUAUUGCACAGUGUAUGCUAACACACACACACAGACACACACCCCACACAGGGCCUCUUGAUGGUCUUUCUCUAUUUAGCUCUAAUCAAGCGGGAUCUUCAAUUGAGCUUGCUUUCCAGAGUUAUAUGGGAAAUCUUAUUUUAGCAAUUAUUAAGGCUGGAACGAGGAAGGGCAUUUCCUGUGGAGCUGAACGGCGCAAGCAGCAUGAAGAACCAACUUUGGAAACACGAAACCUCCCUGUUGCUUUUUCUUGUCCUCCUAGCGCAGAUUUUUGGUUUGGAUGACGACAACCGGUCAGCGACGGAGAUCUGUUCCACUCAUACCAUUCUACCAGGACCGAAAGGUGAGCCUUCUGUGUGCUAAACAUCUUUGCUGUUGCUGAAGAGACACAGUAGUGUGUGCUUCAGGGGAAACCAACACACUGCUUAUGAUUCUCCCCCCAGCUCUUGUGUCACAUAGGAUUGGGGAAGGAAGGUUGCCAACUUUUUGGCUGCUUCUGCAACUGUGCCUUUAAGAGCAGAAAACCUUGCAGGUUUCUGCAGCUAAUCAUGGUGAGAGCUUAUAUUUUUUUUUGCUGCAUCAGAUUUGGUGCCGCUGAAGGUCCAAGCUCAGGCAUUUUGCUAGUCAGUUGGCAAUCCUUCACAGAGCAGGCGGGAAACUUAAUUGCAUUUUAAUCUGAUAGACAAUGCCUGUUGUGGAAGAAUAAAUCAAAUGUCAGUUGUACAAUGCUUAAUCAGUGUUUCAUUAUGUAAACCAGGGGUGGGAAGCAGGUGGCCCUCCAGUCUUGUUCUGUUUUCUCGCUCGACUACAACUCCCAUCAUCUCAGAUUACUGGUCAUGCUAGCUGGGGCUGAUGGGAGUUGGAGUCCAGCAAUAUCUGGAGGGACAACAGUUCCCCAUCCCUGAUCUAAUCAUCUGGUUGGGGAAAAGUAAAGUACUGUAAAUUAUAAUGGAGCAGAAGAAAUAUGUAGUGUUUGUUUGGGUUAUAAAGGGUUAAGCACCUCCCUGCCCCCUGUAGUUGGAAAUAUUUUAACUUGAAUUAAAGCCAGGGCUAUGCCCCUGGUUUGAGGAGCAGUUACUCAGUUUGUGGUGUGCUGCAAAAUAUGGGACUUUUGCUGCAAAACUGUUGGCACUGGUUUGGAGUGAUUUGGACACGGAUGGUGUUAACUACAAACCCUGUGUUUGAUGUAUCAAUCACCCAUUUUGUGGGGUGCUGUGAAACAUGGGUUUUUUAAUGCUGCAAAACAACUGCAAAACUUUGGUACAGGUUUGGAGGGGACCCGAAAUUCUGGGGUCCGUAGUUAAUUAUCCUGCCAACCCAAUUGGAGGAGAGAGACAACUAUUCUUUUUCCCACAUUGCCUCAGUUCCAGCAGUGUUCUAUGAUUAUGAUUUCGCUUCCACCGUAUAAAAAAAGCUAGUGGUGGCAGCACAGUGGUGGCAGUGGCUGUUUGGUUAGCAUAUGAAACAUUGAGGUUGGAAAUCCCUGCCCAGUUACGCCGCUUGUUGGGGAACCCCAUGAAUCAGUCUGCCCCAGCUUGGACUACCUCACAAGGCCGUUGUGUAGAUAAAAAAAAUAAGAGGGCAAAGACAUGUGCUCACUGUUGCCCCACAGGGCAGGGUUAGAUCAAAGGGAUCGUUUUCAGUUGAACAAGAAGAGGAGAAAUUUCUGGAUAGGAAGAGCAGUCCCAGAGAUACACCAGCACAGCUUUGUUGUCUUGGCAAAGAAAGGACCAUUCUGGGAAUAUGUCAGUAUCAAAACCAAGCAGUGGGGCUUAUGCAGGAUCCUAACUCUGUUCAGCUCAGUCACAUGACCUGGCAAAUAGGGUGUUUUUACAGCCAAACUCUAUUUUAAAGACUUGUUUUCGUUCUGAGAGGCUUGGAACUGCUUAGCCAGCAGCAGUCUUGCUCCUGAAUGGGGUUUGGAUCUGGCACAACUUUAUCCCGGCUUACUUGCUUAACGCCAACUCCUCAUGAGUAGGAGCGCUCCCUUAGUCUGUCUCACUGUGGUACACAUGGAACCCUCAUACUUUUAUUUAUUUAUUUGCUUAUUAUUUUUAAACCGCUUCGCAUUUUAAAAUCCGGUAAGUGUAUGCAUAAAUACAACAUAAAUGCAACCAAAGUCUCGUGAAGACCGAGAUACAAUACCAAAACUAGAAUUUCCUUCCCAUUUCCCGUAAGUGCUCCAGGUUCCAUGCCACCCCAAGAGGAGCACAAGACCUCAGACGCUGAACAGCAUCUUCCCCGCAAGUUUCUGAUUGUAAGCUCCUUGGGGCAGGGGACCUGCCUUUUGCUUACGUUUUUAUUCUGCAAAGCACCCUGCAAACUGCUAAACAGGGUGCAUUUCCUCCUCAGUUCUGUGUGUUCAUCCAGAAGUUACGGUUGUGAUAAAAGUCAGUGGGCUAAAAAUACACUGCAAGGAUUACUCAGGGCAGGCCUGAUAAUCUCAGUGGCCCAAGCUGGCUUUAAAAGUCAGCCCUUGAUAAGAGCAAAUGGCUCAGGCACACUAACCUGGGAGUGAGCAGCACUGAAUCAAAUAGGACUCGCUUCUGAGAAGAUAUGGUUGGAAUUAAAAAGUGCCUAAUAAAAAGGACUGAUGAAACCCCUUGCUUAAUAGAUAUUCAAGGCUGCCCCCAGGUGGCCACGAGAGAUACCUGUACUGCAGACCUUCAUAUCAACAGCCCUGUUUCAAUAUUAAAUGUGCUACUCUCACUUCCUGCAGGCAAGACCAGCCUUGGCCUCUGCAGCUUUUUUCCAGGCUCAUACAAUAAUUGUGAAACGAUUAAAUUCUUUAUCAAAGAAACAAAAUGACUGAGACUCUAAUAAGAUGGGUUCCGCUGGUUUGAUGUGUCUUUUGUACAUUAGCCAUAAAGGAAGCUCGGGUAUUUAAUGCAGGUAUGCUGCAGAGGACACAGGUGGCGCUGUGGGUUAAACCACAAAGCCUAGGACUUGCCGAUCAGAAGGUUGGCGGUUCGAAUCCCCGCAACGGGGUGAGCUCCCGUUGCUCAGUUCCUGCUCCUGCCAACCUAGCAGUUCGAAAGCACGUCAAAGUGCAAGUAGAUAAAUAGGUACCGCUCCGGCGGGAAGGUAAACGGCGUUUCCGUGUGCUGCUCUGGUUCGCCAGAAGCGGCUUAGUCAUGUUGGCCACAUGACCCGGAAGCUGUACACUGGUUCCCUCGGCCAAUAAAGCGAGAUGAGCGCCGCAACCCCAGAGUCAGCCACGAAUGGACCUAAUGGUCAGGGGUCCAGAGCACCUGAAUAAAGUUUGCAGGCCACUGGUGGUCUGGUGACCUCCAUUGUCUUAGCCUAAUUCUCAGGAAUGCUAUGAGCAUGGAGAAAUGAGUGAAGAAUUGUACUUCAUCCACUGAGAAGCACUUGGGAGAUUAUUAACACAUUAAGGAUCAAGCCAGAAGAGAUCCAGGUCUCGUUUUUUUCACCUAAAAGCAGCUGCAGGAGAGUCGGUUAACCCUUUCAUCCCAUCUUGCUUCCUUGAUCUCACUCACCCUCAACUCCAAACUGCGGGUAGCCUCACAUACAAGAUUCAUUCAUAUGAACACACCAAGCUGCCUUGCAUGGCGUCAAACUUUUUUUUAAAAAAAAACUUUUUUUAUUCCAAAAUUAAAAUAAUAAUAAUAAUAAUAAUAAUAAUUUAUUAUUUAUACCCCGCCCAUCUGGCUGGGCUUCCCCGGCCACUCUGGGCGGCUUCCAAAAGAAUAUUAAAAUACUAUAAUACAUCAAACAUUAAAAGCUUCCCGAAACAGGGCUGCCUUCAGAUGUCUUCUAAAAGCCUGGUAGUUGUUGUUCUCUUUGACAUCUGGUGGGAGGGUGUUCCACAGGGAAGGCGCCACUACCGAGAAGGCCCUCUGCCUGGUUCCCUGUAACUUGGCUUCUCGCAGUGAGGGAACCGCCAGAAGGCCCUCAGUGCUGGACCUCAGUGUCCGGGUAGAACGAUGGGGGAGGAGACGCUCCUUCAGAUAUACUGGACCAAGGCCGUUUAGGGCUUUAAAGGUCAGCACCAACACUUUGAAUUGUGCUCGGAAACGUACUGGGAGCCAAUGUAGGUCUUUCAAGACCGGUGUUAUGUGGUCUCUGCGGCCGCUCCCAGUCACCAGUCUAGCUGCCGCGUUCUGGAUUAGUUGUAGUUUCCGGGUCACCUUCAAAGGUAGCCCCACGUAGAGCGCAUUGCAGUAAUCCAAGCGGGAGAUAACCAGAGCAUGCACCACUCUGGCGAGGCAAACAUAUUAUCCAGAAACAUAUCAUCCUAGUUUUUUUCCUCAUUUUUCCUCCCUCCCCCCACCCUCCCACACAACCUGUGUACAAUGAAAUUAAACGAGACUCCCUCCCUCCCCAAGCACUCAAUCUCUUAUGAAACAACACACCACCUCGCAAGUCAAUUUCGCUAUGUUAUUUUUCAUUCAACAGCCUAACAGCCCACGGAUAGAAGCUAUUUUUUUGCCUGUUGGUACGGCUGAUUGUACUUCUAUAUCUCCUGCCCGAGGGUAGAAGAUUAAAGAGGUGAUGACCUGGGUGUGAGUCAUCCCUGAAAAUUUUUCUCGCUCUCCUAAGGCAACGACCCCUUGCGAUGUCAUCUAGCGGACUCAAGGGACAGCCCAUGAUAUCAUGUGCUGUAUUCACCAUCCUCUGUAGAGACUUUCUGUCCAUGGCUUUCAGGCCAGCAUACCACACUGUGAUACAAUAUGAAAAGACACUUUCUAUUGUGGGCCGGUAAAAGGAGUUCACCAGUUGUUUUUAGAAGACACCUGAAGGCAGCCCUGUAUAGGGAAGUUUUUAAUGUUUGUUGUUUUAUUCUGCUUUUAUAUAAGUUGAAAGCCAGCCAGAGUGGUUGGGACAACCCAGUCAGAUGAGCGAAGUACAAGUAAAAUAAAAUCAUCAUCAUCAUCAUCAUCAUCAUCAUAUGGAAUAAACAAUUGCCCAUUGUGUGAAACAGGAUGCUGGACAAGAUGGGCUUUUGGUCUCAUCCGGAAAGGCUUUUCUUACAUUCAUACGGCAUCCUCAAAAGACUAUAAUCAAUUUAUUUCACAAGCCAGAGCCCCUGUGAUGACCUGGGAAUUGGAAUUGGAUUAAGAGGUUGAACCUGAGGAAUCCCUGCCUGCACAGGAGUCCCCGCCUCCAGGACCAGCUGAGCCGGGGCUGGGGCUUGAACCUGAAGGGCCCUCGCCUGUGCUGGAUCCUCAGGAGCAGACACCAGCUGAAUCUGCUCUGGCUCCGGAGGUGAUCCAGGACCCAUUGCCUGCAGGUGCUCCUCUCCCAGCCCUGUCAGGGGAAGCUGAGGUUGCCUCUGGGUCCAGUAACCCUCCAGCCUCGCCUGAGCUGCAGAGGCUCAGGGCAGAGAGGCGGAGGGAACUAAGUUCUCUCAGGAGGAGUGCUCGCCUUGAGGCCAGGAGAGGUGAGUCACCUGUGGACCGGGGCCACCCUAUGCCUCAGGGCAGAUAAAAGCCAGCCAGCCCAGUCCCAGGUUGUGGGAGCAACAUUGUUGGUAACCUGUUCCUGCUGGCACCCUGUCCUGCUCUUCUGCCAGAGCUCCUGACCACACCUGACUCCUUACCUUGGACCCCGCUUCAGCCUUGAUGGAAAGCCUACACACCACACCCUCAACCCCGGACUGGACACGGACCUCGCCGCACAGUAACCCCCCGGGACCAGCACAGUCCUCUUUUGACAAAUGCAUGGCAUCACCCAAAGCACAUUCGCCACAAUAUCUGCCUCCAUUUUUAAUGGUGCCUCACGACUCCUCGCAGCGUUGUCUGUAACGAACCAGCACGGCGACACGCCUAGAAUGUGUUGAAGGAGUCGUGUUGCUGUUUCAAGCACUAUCCAAAGUGCAACAUGCUGCGUCCUCGUCAAACUCUCCUGAGGACGUAGGAGAGGUGCGACUCUGGAAACAUAUUGAAGUAAUUGCACAAUCGGUUGACCGCGUCGAAAAGAAAAGGAAUGGGUGACCUCAGCCAAGGUUGGCAGGCUUGUUGCUGAGAACUUCAAAGGAAUCUGAAUUGGGUCCUAUGUGUUCAGUAACUGGAAUGGAAGGCAAUUUGAAGGGGAAUAAUGGGAGUUCACCCUGCAGCUGUGUGGUGUGUUUUGGAAUGCUCCCCUUUCAUUAUUUUGACAAAUGUCAAUUAUAAACUCCUUGACAUCAGUCAGUGCCUCCAAGCCCUGCUUCUUGUGGUCACCGCUGCUGCUGCUGACCAUCUUCCAGACCUAAUAGUGGCACUUGCACAGUUCUGCUUCUGGAAAAGGGCGAGCUCAGUCUGAAGAGGAGUUUUCCACGUUCUGAGCUCCGUUGGAAGUGCAGAAGGACCUCACCCCACAUCCUCCAGGCUGGCCGGACCCUUGUUCCUGUGGUCUCUGUCAUCACUCCCUUCUCUUCUGACCUAUGUGUUCUCUGUGCUAAAAAUGAUUAAAUAAUAUUUAAUUAAAAAUCCGAAUUCCGUGCCAAAUUCUGCAACGAGAAAAGCCACAUUCUGCAACCUGCAGUGGAAGAGUAUCUGGCUUGCACACACAAGGUCCUGGGUUCAAUCUCUGGUAUUGCUACGUAAUAAUAAUAAUAAAUUAUAAAAAAAAAUUAUUUGUACCCCGCCCUUUGCGGUUCAAAAACUGGGCUCAGGGCGGCUAAUAACAAAUUUAAAACACUUAAUUGAUGCAACAAAAAACAGCAUAAAAUACAGCAUAAAAUGUGAAUAACAAUAAAUUCAGAAUUCAAAAAUCACUUUAGGUGGAAAAUCCAUCCAAUAAACAUUAGAUGAUCACCAGGGCUAGCUGGCUAAAUUAGUCCUGUUUGGGCCAGCAAGGAGACCAGGAGAGAAUUAGCUGUGGGAUCCCAGAGCGGGUAAUCUUCAUAAAAAGGGGAGAGGGAGGGAAGGAAGGGGAAUAAAAGAUCAGGCCAAGUUCAAGUUGAAAGCCAGGCGGAAUAGCUCUGUCUUACAGGCGCUGCGGAAGGAAGUUAAAUCCUGCAGGGCCCUGGUCUCAUGGGACAGAGCAUUCCACCAGGUCGGAGCCAUCACUGAGAAGGCCCUGGCCCUGGUGGAGGAUGAUCUGACUUCCUUAGGGCCCGGGACCUCUAAACUAUGAUUAUUCAUGGACCUUAAGAUCCUCUGCGGGGCAUACCAGGAGAGGCGGUCCUGUAAAUACGAGGGCCCUAAGCCACAAAGGGCUUUAAAAAUCAAAACCAGCACCUAGAGCUGGGAAUAUUCCUCAGUCUGAAACCCUGGAGAGUCUCUGCCAGGCAGUGUAGUCAACACCAGGCUAGAUCAACCAACGCUCUGAUAAGACAGCUUCCUACUAAUAUUUUAAUAACAGUCGUCUUGUAACAAGGAUGCCUGUGAAAUCAACUUUUUGAGUCAGGAAAAAACAAAAUCAGCUUCAGAGCCAAGGACAGGUUAUUCUCAACCCUUUGACUACCCUUCCACAUGCCACCAGAAUGGGACUUCCAGGCCACCUAUGUUCUACAGAUGAUAGCUUGAGACCCUCUGGUGCAGGUGCAAGGCGCUGAAGUCCGCCCCUCCCUGCACUUUAUCCUCACAACAAUCCUGUGAGGUCGGUAGGUUAGGCUGAGGGAGAAAGAGUGCGGGCCCAAAGUCACGCUGGUGAUCUUUGUGGCUUCGGUCUGGGUCUGCCUUCAACUACGGAAGCCCCAAGAGCAGGUAAUGAAGGCUAACCUUUAUUUUGGCUCGAGCACACACGCAAGUGCACAACACAAGAAUGUGGCCUCUCUCCACAGCUGAUCUGUGCAGCCUCUAUGCCUUGGGUUGGCCAAAGGCACAAAGGCAACAGUACUCCCUCAAUGUCGCUGUCCCUCCUGCCCCAGGAAAUGGUAUUCAGUAUCAUACUGGUGUUGAGAUGAGCGGUGUAUGUGUGUGUGUGUGCCUCUUGGCAGCGCAGUUGCCCUCAGAAACCAUUGGGCUAAUUUAUUUAUUUAGUCUAUUUAUUUAUUAGUAAUGUUGCAAUACAUAUAUGAGAUCUUUGCAUAGUGAUACAUAUACAUUAUGUAUUCGUAAAUUCACAUUUUCACAUUUCAUUAUGUAUCAACAUUUUAUCCAUUUCUUUUUUCUUGCCCUGUGUCUUCCCUCCACCCGUGCGUGACUUCCUUGUUAUUAUUUUGUAACUUUAUUACUGCGAUUGUAAUUUUGUAUCUUAAUAAUUAAACAUUCAAUCUUAUAUAUCUGCUUAGCUUAACUUUGUGAAAUCAGUCUAUACAUAUCAAUAAAUUCUUGUUGGAGCAUCUUUUGGUCAUGUAUUCUUCUACACAUUUCCAUUCCUGUUUGAGAUUUUGAUUAGACUGCGUUCUAAUUGUUGCCGUCAUUUUUGCUAAUUCAGUCAUUUCAAAAAAAAUAUGUUGCCAAUCUUUCAAUGUUGGUACUUCUUCUGAUUUCCAAUUUUUUUGCAAUCAAUAACCCUUGCAGCGCCUGUUGCAUAUAAAAAGAUUCUCUUCCUGUCUUUGGGGAUGUCAUUUGUUAUAAUUCCUAAAAGGAAUGUUUCUAGCUUCCUACCAAUUGUUGUUUUGAACAUUUUUUUCAGUUCCUCAUGUAUAUUUCCCCAAAUUUUUAAAAUUUUAUCACAUCCCCACCAGACAUGAUAUAAGGAUCACCAUUGGGAUAAUUUAUUAUGCACCUGGAGAAAUGGAGUUCUACUACUUUCCUGCUACCAAUCUGCCAGCAAAGUGGGUGCAGGCAGUGGCAGACCUAGAUUUGGGGGGCCCUGAAGCUUGAACUGUCAUGUUGACUAGAUGACCCUCAUGGUCCCUUCCAACUCCACAAUUCUAUGAGGACCCCUUCACAACCAGCAACGAGUUCUGGGUAACCACAGUUAUCUUCUUCAAUGGGUUGUUCCAUGACAGAUCGCCACACCUUUACAACAUCUGUGCUACCGACUCUCAAGCUUUGGGAAUGUUGAAAUAUAAAGGUAAAGGUAAAGGGACCCCUGGCCAUUAGGUCCAAUUGUGACCGACUCUGGGGUUGCAGCACUCAUCUCACUUUAUUGGCUAAGGGAGCUGGCAUACUGCUUCCGGGUCAUGUGGCCAGCAUGACUAAGCCGCUUCUGGCGAACCAGAGUAGUGCACAGAAACACUGUUUACCUUCCCGCUGGAGUGGUACCUAUUUAUCUACUUGCACUUUGACGUGCUUUCAAACUGCUAGGUUGGCAGGAGCAGGGACCGAGCAACGGGAGCUCACCCCGUCGUGGGGAUUCAAACCGCCGACCUUCCGAUCGGCAAGUCCUAGGCUCUGUGGUUUAACCCACAGCGCCACCCGCGUCCCUUUGUUGAAAUAUAGACAAAGACAAAAAUUAAUCUCUCGAUUCAAUGCGACUCAAACUGGGUCUAGUGUUGUGGUUGGCUUCUGUCAGUCUCGGAAUACAAUGGAGGACUGUGCCUUUGGGGGGUGAGGUCAAGCUGAAGGCAGACUAAAGUCACUUAUGGGCCCCCUCUGAGAUCAGAGGCCCUGAAGGUUAAACUUUGUUAGGUUCAUAAUAGAUCUACCCCUGGGUAGAAUAAUUUUACACAGCUCUAGAAAAAGGAAAUGGGUGAGUUUUAGACCAACAAAAGACACCACGAGAGGGCAGCAAGAGUCAACUCUUGGUACAUCUUCAAACUCUGUAUUGAGAGAAUGUUCUUUGGAGAGGAUAGUUUUCCAGGGACAAAAAAAUCAAUUCAAGGUGGUCAUAGUUUAGUCUUUUUUCUUUUGCUGACAAUAACAACUUGGCUAACACACUGCCAGCAGGGUUGGCACCUCCUCUGCUUGCCCUAAUCCUCUACCUUAAACCAUAGCUGUCAACAUUCCCCUUUUUUAAAGGGAAAUUCCCUUAUUCUGAAUAGGAUUCCUCGCAAGAAAAGGGAAAAGUUGAUAGCUAUGCCUUAAACAGUAUGCUGGCAUGCAAGAAUUAAGACAGCACUCUAAGGCGUCUGAUUGUUUCCUUUGCAGCAGUGGCGUAGCGUGGGUUGUCAGCACCCGGGGCAAGGCAAGUAAUUUGCGCCCCCUAACCCGGGGCAAGGAAAGUAAUUUGCGCCCCCUAACCCCUAACCUGCCGCCGCUGCCAGCUUCUUCUUGCUGCUGCCUGGGCUGGGGUAUUUACGGUAAGGUAGCCACAGCGGCGGCGGCGGGUCCAUGUCAGGUGAUCUGAGGCGAGUUGCCGCUGGCGCUGCCGCCCAAACGACGCCGCUUGCCCGGAGGAGGAGGAGGGCAGAGAGGCGAGGAAAAUGCAACAUGGCCCAGCAGCUGCAGCAGCGGCGGCGGUGGCAGGGCUGUGAGGAGGGGCUGCCUGGCGCGCCCUCCGCAGCCCUGACGCGCGGGGACCGCGGCGAGCGCUGAGAGCCGCUGCCAGCUCGUUGGUUCCGCGAGACAUGGGGCUCUGCUACAGCCUGUGCCCAAGGCUCUUCGGCGACUCCGGAGGCGGUGAGCGCGCCCCCCCAGAUGUUGCGCCCGGUGCAGCCGGCCCCCCUGCACCCCCCAUGCUACGCCACUGCUUUGCAGCUAUGCCUUUACCUGUAUCACACCUGACAUCAGGUGAGGGGCAGGUGAGCAGGCCAGUGGUUCUCUGCAGUUUCUCCUUUCAAAAUGAGGCCAGGAUACUCUUUCUUAACCUGCAUUGUGACUUGUAUCAGAGUGUCUGUUUUCUCCCUCUCUGCCCACUCACCCUAUGUGUUUGUUUUUGAAGGAGAUGAAGGCAAAAAGGGAGACCAAGGAGAAAUGGGCAAGCAUGGGAAACUCGGCCCCACCGGAUCCAAAGGUAAAGGUGCGCGUGGUUAUGUCUUUUGCCCCCUCCACCUUCCCAUAUUCAUUCCGUCUUUGGAAUGCUCUCACAAGUGCUCAGUAAUGCCUCUGGAUUAAUGGGAAAAAAGAAUAAGCUCUGACCCUGCAAUCAUCAUCUGAGGCCCUUUUCUGUGUGCAUUAGGACGCAACUUCAGAACGGGACUUUUCAGCGGUGGCUCCCUGCUUGUGGAAUGCUCUCCCCAAACCCGGCGCCAUCAUUGCUGUCAUUAUGCACCAGCAAAAACAUUUCUUUUACACCAGCCAUUUGGCUUUUAAUUCUCUGUGGCCUCCUUCAGCGGGUGAGAUGCUCAAAUUCAGCACCAAAAGCAAGCCCUGAUGGUUGAGGAACAAUCAAGCACACUUUAAGCCUCCCAGAUGUUUCCCUUGCAGCCAUGGCUGUCCCACAUCUGAUGUCAGUUUGGUGUGGGGCAGGUGGGCAGGGCUUGUGGAGAACAGCUCCAUGGGCCAAACUGAAUGGGCCUACUGAGACUUGAGAGCAGCCUUCACCAUCCUGGUGCCUUCUAUUGGCAUCGUGUGGGCAGGGCCACAGGGGUGGUUGCCCUGGGCGCAAAAUUCUUAGGGGUGCAAAAUUUCAAAAGGAGAAAAGAAGAGGGAAAAUAAUAUUUAAAAAAAUAGCGCACCCUCCCCCUCACACAGUAAACCUCCCAAUAUUUGCGUGGAUGGACUGAGGAAUGGAUUUGGGUGGCAGCCAGUUGCUAGGGUGCCCUCUGCAGGGCUUUAGAAAGAUACCCACUCCUGACCAACCCCCCAUUCGUCUCUCUAGUGUGCUUGAUAUUCAUGGGUCGCUGCGACUGCCACUCGGGUAGGUUGCCGAGCUAUUGACACUUCCUUCCAGCCUAUCAGCAGGCGGUAAAGAAGAGCCCCACCCUGCUCUGUCACCCCCUUGGCAGCUGGUGCUGCUGGCAGUGCCAGCGACAACAUGGAAUAGGAGGAGAAGUUCGUGCCAAGGGAGAAUGAGUGUCCCUGCCACACCAGAAUAUCUGCAAAUGGAAGCUGAUUCUGGCUCUGUAGAAGAAGCUGUUGAUCUCUGGGGGAGCAAUGCUUGUCUUGCCCCGGACUCUGGCAAUCCAUGCUACACCACUGGGCCAACAACAUCUGAAGGACACCAGGAUGAGGAAGCAGUUUGUUUAGAGGAAGCAGCUGGCCACAUGCUGGCAUGCCCCACAGUGGAUACAGAAAGGGAGCACCCAUCAAAUACAUUAUGCAGCAAGGUGUAGGGAGGAGGUGCCACAGUUUGAGGUAUUAGGAAGUUGGAUAAAAUAGGGCAAAGGGUGACCAAAGAACAUAAGGUGCUAAACAGGCCAUUUAUUGUACCAAUGGCCCCCAUGCCAGCUCCGUAGGCUGGCUGUGGACUUCAGCAUAAAAUUUCACGGCAAAAUUGCUUCGUACUUCAGACAGCUAGUGAGGAGAUUUCACCCCUCCCAUAUCCAAUAAUCUCCUGAGGAGUCUGCUGAUUCUCCAGAGAGGAGGAGGCAUGUUCUGCUCUCUACUUAUUCUGCUCCAGCACCAAAUCAGUCAGUCAGUCAGUGUCGGAGAGAGAGAGAGAGAGACUGAGUGUUAGAGAUCGUGUGUAGAGAUAAGGUUGCUGCUAAGAGCAGCUGCAGACAGUGCAGCAUUCAUUUAUGCUUAGACCUAUUUAGCUCUGUAUAUAGUUGCAUAAUAGUUGUAGUUAUAGAAUAAAGAAGAUAUUCUACAGAGCUGCUCUCCGAGUCGUUUAUAUACUCUGCUAGAGUCUGCUGUACUCUGCUGUGCGACGACUGUCUUCUUGUGGGAGUGAAUCCGGUGCUCACAACUCUAAGCUGUGAGUCCCCAGCACUUUGACCUGUUCCUGUGCAGAAGGUGGUCUCUGGAAGUGCUACCCCAGCUUGCCUAGCCCAGUCGGGGCUGAAGUGGAUGAGUCCAGUUGGUGGCACUGGCUCAAGGGCGAUGCUGACAGCUAGUUGGGCGCAAAUAAUGGCCAUAUAAAUUCUGUCCACACAUUUAUAAUGCCCUAAAUGCUUCAGGUUUUUGAUCAAUAAGAUUUUACGACCAAAAUACGUUCAAUACGCAGCUAUAAUAAAACACUGGUGCGACGCUGCUUCAUAUUGCAAAAAUGGGAUUUGACGUGGGGUGGGGGGAGAUAGGCUGCCUGCCAUACACAUUUAUUGGCUCUUAAAAGAACCUAAAUUGCCGCCUCUACAAAAACAGGGCUGCUCCAUUUAGUCACGUGGUUUGCAGCUUUAGGAGAUGCUGAAGGAAGACACUGGGACAUUCCUCUCAUGUGUUGUGAAAUUGUUUGGAGCCAAACUAAGGCCCCGUCUGCACUAUAUGUUUAAAGCAGUACCAUACUGCUCUUAAACAGUCUUGUCCCCCCCCCAAGAAUUCUGGGAACUGUAGUUUGUUAAAGGUGCUGAGAGUUGUGAGGAGACCCCUAUCUCCCCCAGCCAGCCCCACGGAGCAAUAGUUCCCAGAGUGAUUUAGCAAUCAACCCCUCCUCUCAGGAAACCAUGGGAAUUAUGAAGGGGUAGUAGAGAUCUAACAGCUCCCAGCACCCUGAACAAACUACAGUUCCCAGGAUUCUUGCAGGGGAGAAGCCAUAACUGUUUAAAGUGGCAUGAUACUACUUUAAAAUACAGUGGUACCUCGGGUUAAGAACUUAAUUCGUUCCAGAGGUCUGUUCUUUACCUGAAACUGUUCUUAACCUGAGGUACCACUUUAGCUAAUGGGGCCUCCCGCUGCCGCUGCAUAAUUUCUGUUCUCACCCUGAAGCAAAGUUCUUAACCCGAGGUACUAUUUCUGGGUUAGCGGAGUCUGUAAUCUGAAGCGUCUGUAACCCGAGGUACCACUGUAUAGUGCACAUGGGGUCUAAAGUAUAUUUUAAAAAGACAUAGAGCAACCAUCCCUGCAUUAAGGUCUCCCUUUCCCCCUCCAUACGUGAACAGAAACACAGUCAUCCUUUGAAAUUCACACUUAUCCAGUUUUUGCAAAGGGUGGCACAAGACUCUUUUAAUCUCAAUGAGGUUUGCUUCCGAGGAGACAUGAAUAACAGUCUUCCCAGCUUGGUGUCAUCGAGAUGCUUUUUGGACUACCAACGCCACCCAUCAAUGCUCCUUUUACACACAAACACAAACACAAACCUGAGCAUCAUCAUUAUGGCAAGCACAUUGCUGGUAAUCAGUAAGCGCUGAGAAUUACCGUAUUUUUCGCUCUAUAAGACGCACCAGACCACAAGACGCACCUAGUUUUUGGAGGAGGAAAACAAGAAAAAAAAUAUUCUGAAUCUCCGAAGCCAGAACAGCAAGAGGAAUCGCUAUGCAGUGAAAGCAGCAAUCCCUCUUGCUGUUCUGGCUUCUGGGAUAGCUGCGCAGCCUGCAUUCGCUCCAUAAGACGCACACACAUUUCCCUUUACUUUUUAGGAGGGAAAAAGUGAGUCUUAUAGAGCAAAAAAUACGGUACAUUCCUAAAGGGGCUUGUGGAUUAAGACUGUCACAUUCUGGUUUCAGCAUUUUCCUUAAAAAAGAAAAAGAAAAAGCUUUAUGAAACAAAAACAUAACAACAACAACAAAAAAACGAUGCCUCCAGGCUCCUCAACUGGGAACUUUUAGUUUGGCAAAUAAGCUUUGAAAUUUCAUACUGUUUCUUCUGCAAGAGUGCCGGCGGCGGGUGCGCAGAGCCAUCUGUUGCCAGUCGGCUCAGAACCUCCAGUGCCGGUGAAUCAAAGACAGUCCCUCUGUUGGAUUGGGCUCUCAGAACAUAUGGGAAACCUACUGUUCGGCUGGGAAACAAGGGAAAGCAUGAAUGUUCACAGCUUCAGCUCUACAGAUGGCUUCAGCGUCAUGGCUGAAGCCUUGGCUUGCUGGAGGAAACUAAAUGUCCCCACUUCUUAAAAAAACAACAACAGUGUUGUUGUUGUUGGCACCACCACCCCUUAAAGGGCCUCUGAGCGACAAUCAGAAACAUAACAAGGGAAAUCUUUCCCAUCACUGCACUGGGGAAAGAUUUGCCCUGAUGAAUUUCUGCCUGUCACACGGCUAUUAACAAGAACAGAAGUCCUCUCGGAAGAAGGCGGUAAGGUCAUCUAGUUACAUAAGGUCAUAUGAAAAUGGCGUGAGAAUGAAUAAAACGGGAACUUGUCACUGUAUUUCCUUCGCAGGAGACAAAGGAGCGGUUGGCGAUAUCGGCGACCAAGGGAUCAUGGGUAAAAUUGGACCGAUUGGCAGAAAGGGUAGGCUUGCCUUUAAUACUUUUGGACUGUGUUGUGAUGGCGCAGAGCAAAAUGUGGAACAUCUGCUAUUUACGCUUCCCAAAUUAAACAGAUGGCUUUUAUUGCCAAAGAAAAGAAGAAAAAAGAAAGUCGUGAAUUACAUUAGGUCUUAUGCCUUCAACCCAUGACUGGCAGAGUAGAAGACCUGAGAUUUACCAGGGUUGCCUAAAAAUUUUUGAAAAUACAUCUUAUAUGAAUUCAUUUAUUCAUUUCUUUGGAAUUUCUAUGCAAUGGUCAAGCAUACAGUGACCAUUCAUGACACCAGUGAUUGACAAUAACACACUCUUUGCGUUUUCAGACCCAGAAACCUCCCCCCUAAAUAAAUUCACACUUGACUCAAAAUGUUGGUUUGGUUUUUGGCAGAAUUUAGGCCACAACUUUAUUGAUUACAGAAAGUGACUGGUUGAAAAGGCUCUGGUUUGACUAGCUCCCUGCCAUGCAGGUAGCGCUGACUCAGGGCACCAGCAUAAGUCAACAAAGGGUGAACACCCGGAUAAGCGGAAAGCCGGGCACAGGCUAACUCCGUCACCCAAAUGUCCCCCUGGACUCAGGCAUGGGCACAACCCCCUCACAGGGGUUUAUCAAACUAUCAAGUCCCUGAAUUCCUUUAACAGAAUACCCUUCACAUACGGAUGGAGAGAGCGUUCUCCCAUCCCCAUCACCUGAAACAGAGCCUAUCUGCAACCUUACAAGUUGUGAUGAUUUGCUACGCAGCAGGCAAAACCCAAAUGGCACCAGCCAAUCAGGGAAAAUUCCUGCCGUGCCCCAGUCCGAAUGACAGACGACACACGACGGCAUAGCAAGCUCAAGCGCACUGCCCUAAAUAUAGGGAGAGGUGGGUGGGUGUUCCGAAUGCACACGCCGAAAGAAGCAGCUCUGUGUCACGUGCAUGGGCAUAAAUAGGUCCCUCGAACCGUUUAGACUGCAUCCCAUUGGCCAGAUUGUACCCACCAAUCAGGUGCUGUGGCUAACCAAUUGUACCCACCCAACACAGGGUGUCAGUUGUCCAGGUCUCACCGCAAUACAUGCCCUCUUUAAGGGAGGACCCAAUUUGCUAGCUUCAGUGUGCUAAUUUAAUACCUGUGGUCAGAGAGAAACUCUUGGUACUGGUUGAAUCCUAAAUUAAUAGAAUCAAACUAGCUAACAAUGCCAGUUCAGCACACUCAAGCUGAAGUACUCCUCUGAAGUUCUUCUCUUGGAGAGCGGGAACUUUAGAGCCACGAGUGGCAUGUCCUGAGAGAGGGAAAUGUUCUCCUGCUGUUUUCUGAACUUUGUCAUUUUCCAUGUGUUCUGCCCCCUUUCCCUUAUGGGAUAUUCCAGACCCCCUAUAGAGUCCUUAAGGGGGUUCCCUAUAGGUAGGAGAAAAUAACAGAGGCCAACCAGAGUAUAUUGAGAAUUAAAGUGGCUAGUAAGCCUGAUCUUUAUUCAGGGAACUGUUGCAACAUGGUCCCCACUCACCACACGCAGGAGGGAGGAGAACCCUGAACAGCUUUUGAAAUUGUCCACCCUGUAGCCCAAGACCACUCCCCAAAACAUGAUACAUACAUCACAGAAGGAGGCAGUCUACAGCAGAAAUCCUGCCUGCCAGGAUACCUAAAAAUGGUCACUGACUGCAUUACCUGGGCAGUCUGGCCAUUCUUUUGUGAUGGUUAAUACUUCAUUCCCCGAAUCCAGGUCAAAGGCUCACCCUAUUCGAACACAAAUACGCCCUUAAAGACAGGAUUUGCAAGCAAAAAGACAAUGGGAAGGCUUUCCCCAUUUGCCUCCCUUAUUGCAGAGGAAUAUUUGAGGUUAAAUGAGUUAAAAUGACUUCAGGAUUGCUCCCCCAUACUAUUUCAGACACAUGGUUCAUAUAUUUAGAUAUGUGUGCAUUUAUGGAUAUUUAUUCUGUGUCUGAGACCUUAAAAUUUAUUCUGUAUCUGAGACAUUAAAAUUCUUGUAACGCAUACCAGAUGUGCCUCCCUGCUUGCCCUUUACAGGCAAGAACUGAGCAGGAAGAGGAAGCAGUUUCUCAUGCACUGUGAAUUUGUGAGGGAAUAUUUACAGAAAGCUUUCACAGGCACCAUAGGAGGUACUACUGAGCUUUCUCUUACCACCAGGCACCACAUUGACAAUCCCCAUGUCAGAGACAAACCAGAUGUGGCCCUAAGCAGGUACAACAAACCACAUCUGUCUUUCUUAAAAAAUUAAUAGUAUGCACUGGGGUGGGGGGCAAUUUCCUACAGAACACCUGUGCAUCUGUGGUGCCAUCUUCCUUGGGGGACGCCUUUAGAGGUACGCUUGGCACUUAAAUCAUCUUUCAUGUCAACAGCACCAAGCGGAAAGCCUAUUAGUUCGCCCAGGUAUUCAUAGGUUGUUAGUUUCAGGAAUGAAGGAUGCCUGUUUGUAGUUUGCAAGGAUUUGUAGGGGUGCUGUUUUUUUUAAAAAAAAAAAUUUCUGAUUUUAAUUACAGCUGUUUUUAUCUGUUUUUGCACUUCACAUAUUUCAGGUUUGUAAUCAUUUUAAUGAGAUUUAUCUCAUGGCAUAACGCCAUUGUACUCUGCCCUGAGAUCAGUUCUGAUGAAGGGCAGGUUCGAAAUACCUGAAAUAAAUGACAAAUAAAUAAAUAAAUAAAUGGAUACUCCUAUUGGGCAAGUGGGACAUUUUUACCCCAGGGCUAAUAACAACUGGAGGAGGAUUUUUUUCGCCUGAGGUUGCAACAAGGGGGAAAAAAUCUCCCCAUCCCACACACUGAGGUUCCAGCAAAAAAACAAAAACAAAAAACCUUCCCACUAGUGCCUGCUAUUAAUAUUUUAAGAAACACAGGUGUGGUUUGCAGUCAUGACACAUUUAGCAACAUGUCGGGUUUGGAUCGGGAUGCUUCAGAACUCUUCAGUUGGAAACAAUAGCGAGAUUCCCAAGAAAGGGCUGUGUGUGUGUGUGUGCACAUCGCAAGCAAUUGUGAUUCUCUCACAAUACCCCCAUCAACUCCUCGAAAAACUAUUAUCUGUCUCCAUUACCUGCUGCUCACGCAUGCAGGAAGGCAGUACCAGGCGCCGUCCAGCCACGAAGCCUCUGAACUUUUAAUGGGUCAGCUAUUAAAAGCUUGCAGCUUUGUCCACUAAAACAAAAGCCCGAGAGAGCUAUUCCACGUGUGUUUACUCAGAAAUAAGUCUCACUGUGUUCAGUGGAACUUACUUCCAUCCGAACGGGCCGGUAGGGUUGAAGCAGACCUGUUUAAUUUGGCACAUCCGCUUAGCCCUGUAUCGGGAAAGCUUUUAAUGUUUGACGUUUUGCUGUGUUUUUAUUAUGUUGGGAGCCUCCCAGAGUGGCAGGGGCAACCCUAUCAGAUGGGUGGAGUAUAAGUAAUAAAUUAUUAUUAUUAUUAGCCCUGUCCAUCUCUCAAACCCACUCAGCAAACAUUACUCAACAGAGCAGUUCUGUUUUCUUAUGUGUACAUCCUGUGUUUUCUUCCUUUAAUCAGGUGACAAAGGACUGAAGGGGUUAUCUGGUGUAUCUGGAGGAAAGGGCAAAGCAGGUAGGCCGUUUCGAUUUAUUUUUGGCUUCCCAAGUAGCUCCUGUCUGCGGGCAGUGAUUCCUUGGUGCGUGUAAGCCAGGGAUGGAGAAUCUGUGGCUCUCCCAAUCUGGCCACCCAGUUUCCAUCAGCCCAGUUAGCCUGGCCAAUGGUCAGUGAUGAUAGGAGUUCAUACCCUCCAGCAUUCCUCAGAUGAAAAUAGAGACACUUCUCACCUCCCCACAACUGAAAAAUACACACCAACAAAUACAGUCAUACCUCGGGUUGAAGUAGCUUCGGGAUGAGUAUUUUCGGGUUGUGCUCGGGGCGACCCGGAAGUACCGGAGCACGAUACUUCCAGGUUUCGCCGCUCACGCAUGCGCAGACACUCAAAAUGACGUCGCGCGGAAGUGGCGAAUCGUGACCCAUGCACAAGCAGACGUGUGGACUCAGGUUGUGUUCGCUUCAGGAUGUGAACGGGGCUCCGGAACGGAUCCUGUUUGCAUCCAGAGGCACCACUGUAAACUUUAGAAAGAGACAAUAUCAGACGCGGACACACAAAGCGUUUUAAAAUAAAACCAAGACUCCUUGCGCUCCACUCUGCUCCCUUUUCUUCCUGCCCAGGGCAGUCCUGCCCUCUGCCUGGUCCUCGUAGUCAUAGGGCUGGGCCUCACUGGCUACAGCCUCUCCUCCUCCUCCUUGCCCACUCUCCAGCAACUGCUACAAGUUGCCCAAGGGAGGUGGCCAGCGGCAAUGGCCAGGGAGAGGCAAUGGGAUUGUCAGGAAUGUUCCUUCCCGGAGUGACAGCGAGGGGUCUGAGGACCAAGGGGGGUGGCAGGCAGAAAGAGAUGGAGGCUUGCUUUCUUCACAUGCAGAGAGAGAAGCGAGUCCCUCCUGUCCAGGAAGGCAGGCUGUAAAUUCUCAGGACAGCGUAAGGCAGGCAGAGAAAAAGGAGAGAUAGAAAACAAACAAACAAACAAACAAACAGUUAUAUACAAAACCCCAGGUCAGUGGUGCAACAUUAAAACCUGGCACACAUUAAGUCCUGAUUUCUGUUAUCUUAACACACUGAAAACUUUUGUUAAAGAAAGACAUAACUCUUUUUGUUGUUGUUGUCGUCACACAAGGGCUUUUCUGUUCUAAAUCCAGUUUUUUUCCUUCUUAAGGGCACCAAAUUAUUUUUUAAAGCACAUAUUGACAUUCUCCCUAAAGCAGAGAGAGUACUAUACAAACAAAGGAAAGAUCUUGCGUAACGUAACUCUAAUCCCUCUCCUUUCAACAGGGGAAUUAGAAAGAGUUCAGGAGUACAGGUUGCCCGGGUGUUUUCGUUUUGGCCUUUUUUUUUGCCAGGCCCAAACAGAAUCCAAGGCCAGUUUGCAAGGUUGAAUAUUUUGGGUGCUUCUUGCCAGCCCAGCUGAAGCACGUGCUGAGGACUAAAGCAGUCCAGCGAAACAGCCCUCAGCAUUUUGCAACAAGUGUUCAACCCGAAUGCAUGGCUGUGAUAAACUGUGUGUAUUUGAAAUUACAGUGUGCUAAUAGGCCCAAGCUGCAAGAUGACAGAAGCCCACUAGACAAAGCAGCUGCAAGAGAGGACAGUUACCAAAGAGUCGUCAGUACCAAAAACUCUACAGCAGUGUUCCCCAAUCUUGGGUCUCCAGCUGCUUUUGGACUACAAUUCCCAUCAUCCCUGACUAAUAAUAAUAAUAAUAAUAAUAAUAAUAUUUUAUUUAUACCCCGCCCUGCCCAGCCAAGGCCGGAAAUAGGGCGGCUAACAAGCAAUAAUAAAAAUAAGUUGAAUGAAUACAACUUAAAAACAAAAUUAAAAUACAACAUUAAAAUAUUGAAACAUUAAAAUAUUAAAAUGUAGCCUCAUCGCAGGAGGAGAAAGGAAAAGAAAAAAGAAAGAGGGGGAGGGAAUCACUACAGUGGUACCUCGGAUUACAUACACUUCAGGCUACAGACUCCGCUAACCCAGAAAUAGUACCUCGGGUUAAGAACUUUGCUUCAGGAUGAGAACAGAAAUCGUGCUCUGGCGGCGCAGCAGCAGCAGGAGACCCCAUUAGCUAAAGUGGUGCUUCAGGUUAAGAGAACAGUUUCAGGUUAAGAACAGACCUCCGGAACGAAUUAAGUUCUUAACCUGAGGUACCACUGUACAGGUCUUGCUAGCUAGGGAUGAUGGGAGUGCUGGAGACACAAGCUUGGGAAACACUGCUGCAGAGGAGGAUUGAGGAACCUUUGUCCUCCGCGAGAUGUUGCUGACGUGAACUGCAACUCCCAUCAUCCCUGGCCAUUGGCCAUGCUUGCUCAGCCUGAUAGGAGUUGUAGUUCAGCCGCAACAUCUGGAGGGGCAAAGGUUUCUCACAGCUGCUCUAGCGUGUGGCCAGUAACAGUGGACAAAAUCCACCACCACCACAAAAAAGAAAUUACUUGCUCUCCUGUAGCCUCACCUGACUCUAGCAGACAGAGCAGCAAAAGUCAGCAGAACGCAGGUUGAGAUUGCAGGUGGCAGAAAGCAAAAACGCUUUCUGCAUUUUCCUUCAUAACAGCUUGCCUAUUUUCCCAGCCCACAAAAAAAAGUAUUUUUAUCCUCCCUACUCCCACAGGAGCUUGAGGCAGCUUGCAUUAAAAACACGACUGUAAAAUAAUCACGUUGAAACCUAUAAAAGACAGAGGACACACAGCGGCAAUAAACAUGCUUUUGCCAAAACAUUGACUAACGCCGCCGGGCUGCUGUGGGAGUCAGGCCUAUGUUAAAUGUUCUGCCGUGUUUCAAGUCAGAGGCCUGGUUCAUAUAUAAUGAGAAAGCAUGUUUUCCAUUAUGUGAACAUGCUGUGAUGAGCAUCAUGUCUUCAGGUCCGCCCCCCUUCACAUACCAGAGGAGAGUGGAAGUUUUCCUUGCUGCUGCUGUUGUUAUGGAAGCCACAGUUUCCUGUUACGUCCAAACAUUUGUAAGAACAAACCAGAAUCAAACUAGCCCUAUCCAGGCUUUCACUUCCGAACAUGCAAAGAGGCCCAUUGGAAUGUGUGUGAUUAAUUCUGCGCUUCUCAAUGACAUCAAGUACACUAGAAGUAUUCCCAAUCCAGUGUGUCGCUUGCCGAAUCUGAAAGGAGAAACAGACUUUCCAACAUGGGGGCAGGAAUUCUGGCCAGUCAGGGUUUUUGUGAUAACUCUGUCAUGAUGGUAGCCUCCUUCAGACUUGCCCAAUCAUGUGUAGCCUCAGGACAGUGUCACCAAAGGGGCAGAGAUAGCCCUGCAUAUUCACUCAGGGCCCUUCGCAUUUCAGACUGAGCACUUGAACAGGGCUUCUUUGGCUUCCGAGUCUGGUUUGCACCCUCACUGGAGUUUAAACAAACCACAGUCCCCUGACAAAUUGUGGAACCAUGAGUUGUUUAAAACUGGAAGCAGGAGCUUCUGAUCUCCCCCGGUGGGUAAAAGAGAAGAGUGUGGACAUGUUAGCUGGAGCCUCGUCACGGCUCAUUCCCAGCAUGAUGCUCAUUCCUGAAUUAAGAAGCAGUGGCCGAAUAAGCCAGGAUUGUUACGUCCAAAUUAUCCCAUUGCACAUUCUACCCCUGACCUUCCAGUGUUAAACAAAAAGGGGGCUUCCGUGUGCAUCUGACUGAACACACUUAGAAGCAUUAUAACGAUUAUUUCAAUUUCUUAGCUGCCCUUUGCCAUAAGGUCCCGGAUUGGGUUGCAGCAACUUAAAAAUGCAAUAUUAAAAAGGGUUUAAAACAAUUUGCAGUCACAAGAUGAGUCUGGAUCCUCAAAAACAUGACUUUCAGGUGUCAAAGGAUGAGGUUAAAAAGGUGCACAUUCACCAUACAACAGAAACUCCGCACUGAAAAUGCCACAUGCAUUGUCCUGUCUAGAGGCAAUUCUGCAAUUUAGGAAUGCCUUUUUCAGGGACACGCCCACCCACAAAAUCCUGAGUGUGGUGAAACUACCACGACGGCCCCUUCUGCCAAUUUUAGUGCCCAAGAGGGGCUGUAGGGAAGGAGGUCUUACAAAUGAGGACCUUGUGUUAUAACGGUUCCCAGUCUCAAGACUGCUUCUAAAUGCAAGCUUUGUCCUCUGCUUCACAGCUCAUGGUUUGGCUGGGAAAAUGGACGACAUGCUACAACAAACUAUGGCUUAGCUCAGUGCGGCACAGUACCAAAAUGGCAUGGGAGGAGCGAGGCGGCCUCUAUUUCCCUUCCCAGAGCCUGUAUGCUUCUGCAUUCAUGCUUCUGAGCCAUAGUUUGGCUUUGCAUGGCAAAAGUCCCCUUUGUUGUUGUUGUUUAGUCGUGUCUGACAAUUCGUGAUCCCAUGGACCAGAACUCGCCAGGCACUCGUGUCUUCCACUGCCUCCUGCAGCUUGGUCAAACUCAUGCUAGUAGCUUCGAGAACACUGUCCAACCAUCUUGUCCUCUCUUGUCCCCUUCUUCUUGUGCCCUCCAUCUUUCCCAACAUCAGGGUCUUUUCCAGGGAGUCUUCUUUUCUCAUGAGAUGGCCAAAGUAUUGGAGCCUCAGCUUCAGGAUCUGUCCUUUCAGAGACCACUCAGGGCUGAUUUCCUUAAGAAUGGAGAGGUUUGAUCUUCUUGCAGUCCAUGGGACUCUCCAGAGUCUCCUCCAGCACCAUAAUUCAAAUGUCCCCUUUAACCUUAGUUAAAGGUUAGCCAACAUGUCUCCAUGCUUUGGGUGCUGCAAAUGGUCAAUGCAAUUCCAUGGGAUGGACUCAACUAACUCAUUUCACUAGUGGAAAUCAGCACAAGGACUUCCAGUCAUGCAACAGGGGUUUUCCUCCUUUCCUUUGGGCAUUACCCCUGCAACCCCAAACUGACUCAGGCGAACGGGUUGCGAGAACCUUCAGAGCAGCUUGCAUGGGGAAAACUCCUUCCCGGGAGUUGUGUGGGGCAUCAGACCACACCCAGGUCCUUCCUGACUUUAUCAUAUGUAUAUUUGUUUGAAACAGCUAUGUAACGCUUACCCACUUUGAUGCUUUGGGUAGCCUAUUUGAUUAUAUACCUAUAUGGGGUUAGGUGCUGUCUGUGACUGCGGGAAAUAUCGCAAAGUCGUUGGACAACUGGACAUCAACGUUGCUCGGCUCAAGAGUUCCAUCAAGUUUGUGAAAAAUGGUAUGUUUCAUUUCCUUGGUUCUAAAACUGCCAUUUGGGAAAGGAGACAUAAAAAUGUAAUGGCUAAUUAAUCAACUUACGGCCUUUUAAACUGUGGGUGGGAAUUUAUUGCUUUUGUUUGUUACUAUACCAUAGCCUUUCAUAUACUAACCUUUUAUGUUCUUCCACAUCCGUUUAAUGCUCCUAACCCUUCUUUUACAUUAUUUUAGUCUCUUUUAGAAUCUAAUAGUCUUUUAUAUAUACCUGCUGUUUUAAUAAUUUUAGCUUUCCAAAAUGUUUUAUAGAUUUUAAAUGAUUGUUCCCCACCCUACUUAUGCUGGUCUAUGACCAUAAUAAAUAUUUGAUUGAUUGAUAUGUAUCUUUUUGUUUUUACAUUGUAAAUCUCCCUGUUAUCGUCGGAUGAAGGGUCAUGUAGAAAUUUAAUAAAUCACAACAAUAAUGAUUCGGGGCUUUUGAGGAUAUCCUGAAAAAGUCUGCUUUGUUAAAACAGGCUUUUUGUUUUUAUUCCCCAAGUGUUAGCAGGUAUCAGGGAAACAGAGGAGAAAUACUAUUACAUCGUACAGGAAGAAAAGAGCUACAAGGAAGCGCUCACUCACUGCAGGAUUCGAGAUGGGGUUCUGGCGAUGCCCAAGGAUGAGGCUGCCAAUGCCGUGAUCUCUGACUAUGUAUCCCAAAGCGGCCUCUUCCGAGUCUUCAUUGGCCUGAGCGACAUGGAGAACGAAGGGCAGUUCGUGUAUGCUGACCGUACUCCAUUGCAGAACUACAGCAACUGGAAGGAAGGAGAACCUCAGGACACCUCCGGGCAGGAAGACUGCGUGGAAAUGCUCAGCACCGGGCAGUGGAAUGACACGGAAUGCCAUCACACGAUGUACUUUGUCUGCGAAUUCCCAAAGAAGAGAAAGUAGGCGCCAGAGGGAAUCUGUGGCACACCCUAUGAUCACCCUGUGCUGGUCAGCUAUUGAACUAAGAGUCUAGGAGAAGAAUCUGCUUCCAAUACACCAGGUAUACAGAACUGGUGGCUCUCCAUAAAUUGUUGGACUCCAAAUCCCCUCAUCCUUAUGUUGGCUGGGGCUGAUGGCCCUUGGAGUUCAACAAACUCUGGAGGGACAUUAACGAUGACACUAUAAUUUGGAUAUUUACUACUCAAUAAAUCUUUUAGUACUGAAGUUUGAGAUCUGGGCCUUCUGCUAGGUCUCCUCAUUAUCUUCAGACACAGCAUCCUAAGCUGUUGCCUCUCGUCCUUUCUCCUUGCUUCCAACAUCUGGAGCUCAUCCACAGGCCUGAUUAUAGACAACCACUGGCAAACACAAUGAGUGCCAAAGCCACAAGUGAUAGAAGAAAGGGCAUCCUUGACGUAUGCAUAUCCUUAUAUGGCACCGAUCCUCAGAAUACUUACAGGCCAGUCCUAAGCGGCUUUUCUUGGGGGUAUGUCCCACCGAGUUCAAUAGGACUUAGGCUUGGUCUACACCUAUAGAAAAAUGAGAAUAGAAUACAGCUUCAGAGAGCAGGUGGUGGAGUGAAUGCUUAUGAAUUCUGCUCCCCUCUUAAUUAUUGUAUUUUAGAAACUCCAGCAAAUAGAGAACCAGUGUAACAAGUAAAGGUCUGGUUUUCUGUUUGGAGGCAGGAUUGAUUUUGUUUUUCUACACAGAAGCAAUCAAAAUUGUUAUCCCUUACUGGCUGUAGCACAGUCUGUUCUACCACCACAACUGGAACUCAUUCCCCUGCAUGUUGGUUCCAGCGUAAGUAUAUUUAGGACUUUACCUUUCCUCCGACACAGCAGCCUGGCUGCUCCUGAUAAAUUUCAGUGCAAUGUCAGUGAGAUUAUUCCUGGGGCUUCAUUUCUCAUGCCAUGUACUAUAUCACAGAAUUGUUGUGAAGGUUAAGACACAAUAAAGACUAUAGCAUGGUGCACUAUGAUGUACUGCAUGAUAAGUAGUCCUCUAUAGUAAUCCCACUUCUUCUUCUUACAAUCACCUAAAAAACAGGCACCCACCUCCCACUCGUCUCCCUGUCCCAACUAGAGAUGGAGGAGAAAUUUUAUUCAGUUCAAACUUCAAGGCAAACCAACAUACUUCGCAUUUUGCAAAACAAUAUGCAAAACUGAAACACUCCCAAAAUUCACACUUCUCCGAAUCUUGUGACGCAGUUUUCCAACCAAGCGAUGUGUACAAAAAUGCAUAUAUACUGGCAAAAAAUGGUGUGCAUAUUUAUAUACAGGUGAAAAUAACACACACAAAAAAUGUGUUAGGGGAAAUUGCUUUGACAAUAUGUAUACAGCAGUACCUCCGGUUACAAACUUAAUUUGUUUCAGAAAUCUGUUCUUAACCCGAAACCAUUCUUAACCUGAGGCGAGCUUUCGCUAAUGGGGCCUCCUGCUGCCGCCACGCCGCUGGCACGCAACUUCUACUCGCAUCCCGGGGCAAAGUUCGCUACCAGGAGCACCUACUUCCGGGUUAGCAGAGCUCGUUACUCGAAGCAUUCAUAAGGAGAACAGUACGUAACCUGAGGUUCCACUGUAUUUGGCAAAAAUCAUGAUUAAACCCUGAUCAAUUUUCACAAGGACUUCAAAAAACCAAAACUGCAGAAAGAUGUGGAAAUGUGGAGAAAUCAAGAUUGGAAAAAUGAGAAACUGAGAGAAACCAAGAUUGACAGACUCAUCCAUCCCUAAUUCCAACCCUCGUGGGUGGGGAAUGGGUUAUUAGUUUCCUGUUCUUCUUAGGGACUUUUGCCAAGAGCUAGUUAAUGAAUCACAAUAAUUGUGAGUUUAAAUGAGCAGAGAAACUUGAUUCACAGGUUAGUUCAGGAGAUAUCACCUGAGUCACGAGCUUCCUGGGAUGGGUGUUGACUAGUAGCGGGCAUCUGCCUGCCAAAUUAGCACCACUGGAGGUAGAGAUGAUGAAAGAGAAGACAGGAACGGCUCCACGGCUUGCAAAAAUGACAAAAUAGCAAAGGACCAAGUACUGUCCAAGUCUAGUUGUCCUUUAAUCAGAAGGACCCCAUUAUGAUGCACCAAGAAAACACAAGAGGGAGAGAAAUUAAUACAUCGUCUUUGGAUACUGAGUUGUCCAUGCCUAUUGCAACUGGAUCUGAAGCAUGUUUGCUCAGCAGAAAAUCCGAGAGCUGCUUUUGUAAGUUGUGCAUAAGAUUUCUGCCUUGGGCUACUUUCACGUGUCAUAUAACCAAGAGCAGUGAAGCCAAAGGUAAAUCCCUAGAGGAUCAUGGAGCAAGUCUAAGAUAUAUAACCAAGGCCUUUACCAUCCAAAUAUUGGAAGCUCUCUCUGAUGCGUUCACCAACAUGAAAAGCUUCGGAUAUAGCUGCACACUUUGUUCCUCAAACGCAGGAGCUGCCUCUUUCGUCAAAAGCAUCAGCUGUCAGUUUUGGGGCAGAGUAAGAACAAGGGUGAAGGCUCUUCAGUUUUGCACAGAGCCUUUGGUUCCAGUGAAUCACACGCCUCAUUUCUGCAACAAUACCAAUGAAAUACAGUCAUUCAC
This is a messenger RNA of Podarcis lilfordi (Lilford's wall lizard), 27260 nucleotides long. The record is from the annotation of a GenBank genome assembly. Lineage: Eukaryota; Metazoa; Chordata; Lepidosauria; Squamata; Lacertidae.